Knipowitschia caucasica is the source of this 492-nucleotide messenger RNA. Lineage: Eukaryota; Metazoa; Chordata; Actinopteri; Gobiiformes; Gobiidae. The record is from the annotation of a GenBank genome assembly.
AUGGCGUCCGAAAGCUUGACCUCAAAUGGCGAGCCUUCGUCCGUAAAGUCCGAGGGCUCAGGGGAGUCAAUGAAGCUGAAGAAGGAGAUCUCCCUGUUAAAUGGCGUGUGUCUUAUUGUGGGGAACAUGAUUGGCUCGGGCAUUUUCGUCUCUCCAAAAGGCGUUCUGAUCCACAGUGCGUCCUAUGGCCUCUCCCUGGUGGUGUGGACAGUUGGAGGUAUCUUCUCUGUAUUUGGGGCUUUGUGCUAUGCAGAGCUAGGGACAACCAUCACCAAAUCAGGUGCUUCCUACGCAUAUAUACUUGAAGCUUUUGGGGGUUUCCUCGCCUUCAUCCGGUUGUGGACGUCGCUGUUGAUCAUUGAACCCACCAGUCAAGCAGUCAUCGCCAUCACCUUCUCAAACUACAUGGUGCAGCCCAUCUUCCCCACCUGUAUAGCACCCUACAUCGCAAACAGGCUCCUGGCAGCGGCUUGUAUAUGUAAGUACCUUUGA